Suillus plorans is the source of this 3264-nucleotide messenger RNA. RefSeq lists its product as uncharacterized. Bases 1 to 3264 code for a protein of 1087 amino acids. The transcript has 17 exons. Gene Ontology annotation, biological process: DNA integration; DNA recombination. Gene Ontology annotation, molecular function: DNA binding; 5'-flap endonuclease activity. The record is from RefSeq and is a predicted model, not a curated record. NCBI's taxonomy places the organism in Eukaryota, Fungi, Basidiomycota, Agaricomycetes, Boletales, Suillaceae.
AUGGGUAUAACUGAGUUAUGGAAGUUAGUUUCCCCAAGUACAGAGGGGCAAACCUUGACAGCAUUCGCCCUCGAAGGGCUCAAGGGGCAUGUGCAGGAUGAAGGCGGCCUUUCAAUGAUGACAAUCGGUGUUGAUGCCAGGCCUUCUGACUUGGACAUGCCCAGUCGGGCGAAAACCCAGAACUACGCACACUCAUCUAAUGCACCUGUUCAUGCCCACUUCAUUUUCGAUGGGGAGGACUGCCCCCCAAUCAAGCGCAGCAAGCAUGUGCGGUCAGCACCUCACUGGCUGACACGAAGCUUACAGGAACUCUUACAAAUAUUUGGAUUCACAUGGACCACGGCCAAAGGCGAGGCUGAAGCAGACUUAGCAUAUUUGUCGAAAGCAGGGAAGAUCAGUGCGGUAUUGACGGAAGACAGUGAUGCCCUGUUAUUUGGUGUGGCAAAAGUUUUACGCCUCACGGACAAUGAUGACAGUACAUUCCUUGUGGAUGCCUACUGUGCCGAAGCCCUAUCAAACGACCCAAAAAUUCCCUUGACAACUUCCCAUCUCCUCCUUUGGGCCAUGCUCCAUGGAGGUGACUACAACCCAGGAGGACUUUUGGGGUGCGGCAGUCAGCUUCCAGGCAUGCUCAAGACUUGGCGUGAUCACCUCCCCACUGUCCUGGUUGAUGGUACUUUGGGAGAAAUCACCACUUGGUCCGAUGGUGCCAGUUCAACUUUACUUCCGCAACUCAAUCCCACUCAGCCUAAUAUUGGACGUCUUGCUGCAUUCUGCAAAGCUCGCCUUGGCUGGAUGCGACCAAAAAUUCACAAGUAUCUCAGGAACCAUUUUUGGUCCGCUGCAUGCAUGCGGGCACUGUGCCAGCUGCGGACAAAUGAUGGUGACACACUCCCGAAGCCCACAUUCAAUGUCAACAAACGAAAGGAUCCUGAGGGGGGCGUAUCAGUAUACUGUGUCACGCUAUAUGCACCAUCUUUCAUUCAUGCUACUGAUGAUGGUAUUCAAGCUGACGACGAUCCAAAUCCUGAAGAGGGCAAGUCCUGGGUGCCGUCACACAGCAAAGUCACCAUUCCUGCUCGAAUCAUGGAGCUCACCUCACCUCAAGACGUUAUCGACUACUCUGAUCAACAUGCCGCUUCUGCAGGACCUUCUUCAGGAGAUCCACUGCCUGACUGGCAUCCCUGUCUAUCAGCACAGUAUGCUGCUGUGGCAGAUAUGCUAUGGCCUGAGGCUGGGGACACGAGUAGUGAGGUUGGGGAUCCAGAGCUGAGCGGGGGAAGUCGACUGAAAUACAUAACCUCAGUCAUGGGAAGGACCAAAAAAACUUCCAAUAAGGUCCUAGUCCACCCCAGCGAAGCGAGUCCCAAGAAACGGAGGAAAGGAGCACAGCCCACAGGAAACACGACCUUGCCAGCCAUUGACAAGAUAAAGGAAAGGGCGAAGCAGCAGCAUAAGCAUGCAAACAGCACGCGGAAGAAUUAUGGGUCAUACGUCGACCGUGGACAGAAAUGGCUGAAGGUGCAUGCCUCCGCUACUGGCUGUGGAGAUGAAGAAUCACACAAUGAUGAUGCUUACGAGGAUGCAACAUUCAGAGAUGCGCUCGAGCAGAUACCUAACCAACAUUCAGAUAAAGCACUUGCACUCUUCAUUUCAUACAAGUAUUUUCAUGAAAACAAUGGCCAAAGUACAUGUGACGGUAUUUACGCAGCAUUCAAAAAAGCCGGUGAUACAUAUUGUGGAAAAUGGAAUUUCAAUGAGACACAGAGACACUGGGAAGGGAAUCCUGCAUGCUUGGCUGAAGUGCAGGAUGUCAUCAAGUCAGUCCGACACAAGACAAAUAGUGAGGGCGCCGACAGAACUCAUUCAAUCGCGAUGUCGAAAGGCUUCAUGGAUAGGAUUCUAACAAGGUUGCUUGAAGGGGAUACAAUGGCUACCGACAACCUCACCUUGGAGCUGCGCACAUCAAUCACACACACUGUGAUGUACCAAGCAUUCAGCACCACCACCUGGAAUCUAUGGACAAGGUGUUUCGAAUUGAUUAAACUCAAAAAGAAAGACCUUACAAUUGAUCCGUCCGAAGUCAACACGGCCUUCAGGAAGUAUCUAUACAAUGAGACACUGUCGGUCAAGGACUCACAUGCUCGCUUCGAACGGAAGGUGGAUAAAGGGCUGAAGGAGGCAGACUUGCGCAGUAACCGGUACAAAAUUUAUCCACAGCCAGACAUGCCUGGCUGUGAUUGUUUCUUCUGGAUGCUGCUGUGGCUCGCCCUUCUCAAGCGGAUUCACUACAAUGGUGAGCUCGGGCCAGAGGACUUUGUCUUCCCCACAAUUGGCUCCAAUGGCAUCAUCCAUCGUGGUGAACAUAUCUCGCACGAUGCUGUGCAGGCUUGGAUCAAUGAAGCAACCACUGGCGCCGGAAUCCCACGAGGUGGAGGUGACAGUUUCACCACGCACACCUACUGUCGUGGUGGAGCACAGUGGCGCUGGAUGUUUGCACCUGUUGGUGAGCGCUGGACGUUGGCUAGGGUAAGGUGGUGGGGAUCGUGGGCAGAAAAUGAGAACCGUGAUACACUCAUCUGGUACCUACUCGAUGAGCUCUCGACUUACGAAAAUGACCACAGCGAUGCCCUUUGUCCCACACAGAAUGAGGCUGAUGGCUCCUUGCUUGGCGAGCACCGGCUUGUCAGGCCUGCAUGCUCACAGGAUCUGCAGCUCAUGCAGCGGUUCAUCACAGCUGAUGUCGAAGAUUUGCGAAGUGACGUCCGCUUCCUCACGAACACACUCAUCUCCAGCAGGAAUGGACCGCCCGGCUCUACUCUUGUCCACGAGCCACCAGUGCAGCACGCACUCUAUGGUACCUUCCUUCCUCGCGAGUCCCCGACACUCAUCCCACAGCAGAUGAUCCCUGCUCCAAGUCACACCUUCAAUCCAGUUACAAACGGCACCAGCACCACGAAUGUCGGCUCUUGUCCACUCCCCGAGAAGGGCCUGGACAUUCCAAACCUUCCUGUGCGGCAUGCUGAUGGGAGCUACGCUCCCAAGAAGGACUCCUGGGGACGGCUCAAGGGCAAGAACAAAGCCAUCUUCGGCUCGAAGUACCACCAGCGUGCUCUGAUUGCGCUGGAGUUCCUUGAACAGUACCAAGGAAAUGAGUCGGCGUUCCUUGCUGCAUAUCCAGAGUACAAAGAAGGCCACACGGCCCUGCUCACUGCCGUCAAACGCACCAAGAAGGACCGUGGAGAGAUCAUCCCCCGCAAGUAG